Molecule: messenger RNA, 603 nt
Organism: Laccaria bicolor S238N-H82
Lineage: Eukaryota; Fungi; Basidiomycota; Agaricomycetes; Agaricales; Hydnangiaceae
Exons: 7
Coding region: 1-603 (200 amino acids)
Molecular function (GO): iron ion binding; monooxygenase activity; heme binding
Source: RefSeq, a predicted model, not a curated record
AUGUCGACGUUUGGGGAUUAUCAUCGCCGGCAAAGAAAGAUGUUCAACCCAGUAUUCUCUGUCUCGACCUUCUGUGAAAUGGUACCCACCUUCUACUGUGUAACUUAUCAGCUCCGAGACUCUACCGUGAAGAAGGUUAGAAACGGCCCUCAAGAGGCUGGCUUUGCGGCUAAAGGUCUCGCUCAUCCAAGCAUACUUGUUCCACAUGGCCAUAUUGGUAGCCCACGAUUCCGCCGCUUCAUCAUCGACGUACUUCCGUGGAAGAACAUGCACGAUGUGUACGACAUUGUCGAUGCUAUGCACAAGACAUCCUUGGAAAUAUUCAAAUCGAAGAAGAAGGCUUCGUCGGAUGGGGACGACGUCGUGGCAAGGCAGAUCGGGCGGGAUAAGGAGAUCAUGAGCAUACUAAUGAGAGCCAAUAUGGAUGCUUCUGAAGAGGAUAGGCUUGAAGAUGAUGAACUUAUUGUGCAAGUAUCAAACUUUGACAUUCACUGCGGUGGACACGACGCCGAGCGCACUAUUUCUUAUAAUCCACUUACCAUCGCAGCAUCCAGACAUCCGAGAGAAAUUGUGUCGCGAGGUCACCGACCUCCCUUACGAUGA